AAAAAGUUGAGAUCAGUAAUAGCCUUGUGUUAGUUCAGCGAAAUGGGAUGUUUGACAUCUUGAGUGUAGGAAUUGAAUUGAAAUUUGAGCCCUUCUAUCACGAAUUGAAUUUAAUUCUUGAGUGUGGGAAUUCAUUAUAGACUCUCACUCGUAGUGUUUGAGAUCAUAACUCCUUGAUCUGGUUGUGCGGCGCGGCAACUCGGGUGUGAGAGUGGGCAGCGGCGAUUCAGGGGUUGAGUUAAAUUUAAUUCCGGAGUGUAAUUCAAUCCCCUUCAAAAAUUCCCAAACAAGCUGUAACUAUCACCUAAGCUACUCACAAGAAGAUGGCAACCACCCCGUCAGCUGCUCAGAAGCUCCUUAGCGUCGGCACUAAGAUAGUCGCCGUUGGCCGUAACUAUGUGGCUCACGCCAAAGAGCUCGGCAACGCCGUCCCUAAGGAGCCGGUGCUGUUUUUGAAGCCGACGUCUUCGUAUUUGGAAAAUGGAGGCACGAUCGAGGUACCACAUCCAUUGGAUUCGCUGCAUCAUGAGGUGGAACUGGCCGUGUUGAUCGGAAAAAGAGCUAGAGAUGUACCCGAGGCCACUGCUAUGGAGUAUGUAGGAGGUUAUGGUCUUGCGUUGGAUAUGACUGCACGGGAGAUCCAAUCUGCUGCAAAGUCUGCAGGUUUGCCAUGGACAGUAGCUAAAGGCCAAGACACCUUCACUCCAAUCAGUUCAUUUCUUCCACCGUCAAUGGUGCCAGAUCCCCAUGAUUUGGAGUUAUGGUUGAAGGUUGACGGGGAGAUUCGUCAAGAAGGCUCUACCCGUGAUAUGAUAUUCAAGAUUCCAUACUUGAUUAGCCACAUAAGCUCUAUCAUGACACUGCUUGAGGGUGACGUCAUUUUAACAGGCACUCCUGAGGGUGUUGGUCCAGUUGUGGUAGGACAAAAGAUAGAAGCCGGGAUAAGAGGUCUCUUGGAUGUUCACUUUGAUGUGGGAAAACGUCAGCGGGCAAUAUAGUAACAUUAUUGGUGUGUUCACAAGUAUGUAUCUGACCAACAAUCUAUAAUGAAAUUUCAAACCUCCGUCAUUAUAUUCUUACCAAAAGUUUGAACAACAUAAAAAAAAUGCUCACAUCUUGGGACAUUUCAGAAUCACACUUAUUGAAGAAGUCGUAGAGCUUCUGAAUGAAGUUGUAAGAUGUUAUUGAACCACAGUUAUAACUUAUAUGCCAUGCCUCCAAGUACAGUUAUAUCUUCCUACAGAGACACCUCCUUCUUAGAUAUGUCAUUGUGUAUGUACACUUUUGCCCCUGGAACAUGAUAAACUAAGUCUUGUUAUCCG
Molecule: messenger RNA, 1322 nt
Organism: Cuscuta europaea
Lineage: Eukaryota; Viridiplantae; Streptophyta; Magnoliopsida; Solanales; Convolvulaceae
Source: the annotation of a GenBank genome assembly